This is a messenger RNA of Sorex fumeus (smoky shrew), 1103 nucleotides long. RefSeq names its product eukaryotic translation initiation factor 3 subunit G (gene EIF3G). The transcript has 11 exons. Bases 46 to 1008 code for a protein of 320 amino acids. NCBI's taxonomy places the organism in Eukaryota, Metazoa, Chordata, Mammalia, Eulipotyphla, Soricidae. Gene Ontology annotation, cellular component: eukaryotic translation initiation factor 3 complex; cytoplasm. The record is from RefSeq and is a predicted model, not a curated record. Gene Ontology annotation, molecular function: translation initiation factor activity; RNA binding.
UCCGGUCUCUGGUCUGGGCCCGGGCUUCGUGGAGAGAGUUGCGCGAUGCCGACCGGAGACUUUGAUUCGAAGCCCAGCUGGGCCGACCAGGUGGAGGAGGAGGGAGAGGAUGACAAAUGUGUCACCAGUGAACUGCUGAAGGGAAUCCCUCUGGCUCCUGGCGAUGCCAGCCCAGAGCCUGAGCUAGUUCCGGGAGCUCCACUGCCACCUCCCAAGGAAGUCAUCAACGGGAACAUCAAGACGGUCACCGAGUACAAGAUCGAUGAGGAUGGCAAGAAGUUCAAGAUUGUCCGCACCUUCAGGAUCGAGACUCGGAAGGCGUCCAAAGCUGUUGCAAGGAGAAAGAACUGGAAGAAGUUUGGAAACUCUGAGUUCGACCCCCCAGGGCCCAACGUGGCCACCACCACGGUCAGCGACGAUGUCUCCAUGACCUUCAUCACCAGUAAAGAGGAUCUCAACUGCCAAGAGGACGAGGACCCGAUGAACAAGCUAAAGGGCCAGAAGAUCGUGUCUUGCCGCAUCUGCAAGGGUGACCACUGGACCACCCGCUGCCCCUACAAGGACACCCUGGGGCCUAUGCAGAAGGAGCUGGCAGAGCAGCUGGGCCUGUCUACCGGAGAGAAGGAGAAGCUUCCUGGAGAGCUGGAGCCCGUGCAGGCUGCCCAGAGCAAGACCGGGAAGUAUGUGCCGCCGAGCCUGCGGGACGGAGCCAGCCGCCGUGGGGAGUCCAUGCAGCCCAACCGCAGAGCCGACGACAAUGCCACCAUCCGAGUCACCAACUUGUCGGAGGAUACGCGUGAGACGGAUCUGCAGGAGCUCUUCCGGCCCUUCGGCUCCAUCUCCCGCAUCUACCUGGCGAAGGACAAGACCACCGGCCAAUCCAAGGGGUUCGCCUUCAUCAGCUUCCACCGCCGUGAGGAUGCUGCGCGGGCCAUUGCUGGGGUGUCCGGCUUUGGCUACGACCACCUCAUCCUCAACGUGGAGUGGGCCAAGCCUUCCACCAACUAAGCCGACUGCUGCCGUCCGUGCCGUGGGGCUCCCGGCCCGAGAGAAGCUGCAGGUGGAGAGCGGGACCUCGAGAGCAAUAAAAGUUCCGAUCACCC